Molecule: messenger RNA, 2656 nt
Organism: Olea europaea var. sylvestris
Lineage: Eukaryota; Viridiplantae; Streptophyta; Magnoliopsida; Lamiales; Oleaceae
Product: potassium transporter 6-like
Exons: 8
Coding region: 295-2586 (763 amino acids)
Biological process (GO): potassium ion transmembrane transport
Cellular component (GO): membrane
Molecular function (GO): potassium ion transmembrane transporter activity
Source: RefSeq, a predicted model, not a curated record
UAAAGCACUGUUUUUUGGGUUUUCUUUUGCUCUUUCGCCAGAGGUUGUUCAACUUCUUUGUCAUUGUGUUGUUCAACUUCUAUGUCAUUGUGUAACAUAUGGAUGCUGUCCAAAUAAAUUAUAAUAUUUCUGGUAUUAUAUAACUGGAAUCUGUCAUUUUGUUUGUGUGUGUGUCAGUAUGUGUUUUUUUCUUGAAAGCUCUUUACUGGGAGGGUAAUUUGGAAAAUGGGUCAUAGUUGAAAUUCUUGAAUUUGCACUGGAAAUGUUUUUUUGGGGGUUUUAAGAGCUCUCACGAUGGAUCUUGAAACAGGGAUUCAUCAGAAUCAUUUUAAGAAAGAAUCUUGGAGAACAGUUUUGACGUUAGCUUAUCAGAGUUUGGGUGUUGUGUAUGGGGAUUUGAGUACAUCACCAUUAUAUGUAUACACGAGUACUUUUGCUGAUGACAUUGAACAUUCUGAGACUAAUGAAGAAAUCUAUGGGAUCUUAUCCUUUGUGUUUUGGACAUUAACCAUAGUUCCUCUUCUAAAGUAUGUGUUCAUUGUGCUAAAGGCUGAUGAUAAUGGUGAAGGAGGCACAUUUGCACUUUAUUCACUUCUAUGUAGACAUGCCAGAGUGAAUCCUUUGCCCAGUAGCCAGGUUGUAGAUGAAGAUUUGUCAAUGUACAAGAAUGAUAUUAUUAAUCCUGCACCAUCUACUUUGAGUGCAAGGCUAAAAUCUGCUCUGGAAAAACAUAGAGUUCUGCAAAAGUUUUUGCUAUUAUUGGCUCUAAUUGGUGCUUGUAUGGUCAUUGGUGAUGGUGUACUUAGUCCUGCAAUUUCGGUUUUCUCUGCAGUUUCUGGAAUCGAACUAGCAAUGUCGAAAGGGCAUCACCAAUAUAUAGAAGUCCCAUUUGCUUGUAUCAUAUUGAUAGCCUUGUUUGCCCUUCAACACUAUGGCACCCACAGGGUCGGUUUCUUGUUUGCACCUGUGGUCAUAACAUGGCUUUUGUGCAUAAGUUCUAUUGGCAUAUAUAAUAUUUUCCAUUGGAACCCUCGCGUGUAUCGAGCUCUAUCUCCAUACUACAUGUACAAAUUUCUGAAAAAAACACAGAGGGGAGGUUGGAUGUCUUUGGGUGGGAUUCUGUUGUGCAUAACAGGUUCAGAAGCAAUGUUUGCCGAUCUAGGACACUUUUCCCAAUUGUCAAUUAAGAUAGCCUUCACUUCUAUUGUCUAUCCGUCAUUGAUCCUUGCAUAUAUGGGGCAGGCUGCUUACCUUUCCCAGAACCACGUUGUCGAUAAUAAUUAUCGUAUUGGAUUUUAUGUUUCAGUACCUGUAGUUGGAAGCCAAGCUAUCAUUACUGGAACUUUUUCUAUUAUAAAACAAUGCUCUGCUCUGGGGUGCUUUCCUAGAGUCAAAAUAGUACACAUAUCCUCAAAAACCCACGGCCAAAUUUACAUACCCGAGAUCAACUGGAUUUUGAUGCUUUUAUGUUUGGCCGUCACUAUUGGUUUCAGAGACACCAAAAGCAUGGGAAAUGCCGCAGGUUUGGUAGUUAUUACCGUUAUGUUGGUCACGACUUGCUUAAUGUCCCUAGUUAUUGUUUUAUGCUGGCACCAGAGUGUCAUCCUUGCAAUUUGCUUCAUCUUAUUCUUUGGGACGCUUGAAGUGCUAUAUUUGUCUGCUGCUUUAAUCAAGUUUUUGGAAGGAGCGUGGGUACCAAUUGCCCUUUCAUUCUUCUUCAUGUCAGUGAUGUGUGUUUGGCACUAUGGUACAUUGAGACAGUAUGAGUUCGAUCUCCAAAAUACGGUUUCUGUUGACCGACUACUUAGCCUCGGUCCCGGUUUGGGCAUUGUACGGGUCGGUGGCAUUGGCCUCAUUCACACAGACCUUGUAUCUGGUAUACCGUCAAUUUUUUCCCACUUUGUCACCAAUAUUCCGGCCUUCCACCAGGUUCUUGUCUUUCUCUGUGUUAAAACAGUUUCAAUCGCUCAUGUUAAACAUGAAGAACGGUUCCUCGUGGGACAUAUUGGUCUGAGGGAGCAUCAUAUAUAUAGAUGCGUUGUUCGCUAUGGUUAUCGUGAUGCUCGUGUGGAUGAUGUGAAAUUUGAGAAUGAUCUCAUAUGCAGUAUAGCCGAAUAUAUACGCACAGGAAGAGAAGGUUUAGACAAUGCUGGUGAGGAUUCUGUAAAGCAACGCGAGGAAAUGAUGGUGGUGGGAACGCCUUCGACACAUUUAGACGGAAUCCAAGUCUGCGAGGACAAUGAUGUGGCAAAUACAGAAUUGGCUAGCACUUCGGAGCUUAGAGAAAUACAAUCUCCACCUGUGAUCAAACCGCGGAAAAGGGUUCGGUUUGUCAUUCCCAAGAGCCCAGAGAUCGACCGAAAUGUUCAGGACGAGUUGCGAGCACUGAUGGAAGCUAGGGUAGCUGGUGUGGCUUACAUAAUGGGACACUCAUAUGUGAGGGCAAAGCAGGGAUCAAGUCUAAUGAAGAAGAUGGUUAUAAAUUUUGGAUAUGAUUUUUUGAGAAGAAACUGUAGAACAAACACAUAUGUACUAAAUGUGCCUCCAGCAUCUACUUUAGAGGUGGGAAUGGUGUGUCAUAUAUGAUGUUUAUGAUAUGUGAAAAUUAUGUAUUUUGUACAUGUGUUGGUAAUUUUACAUAAUAGAGUUUGAUUGA